This is a messenger RNA of Danaus plexippus (monarch butterfly), 1874 nucleotides long. Its product is annotated as facilitated trehalose transporter Tret1-like. Gene Ontology annotation, cellular component: membrane. Gene Ontology annotation, molecular function: transmembrane transporter activity. The transcript is spliced from 6 exons. The record is from RefSeq and is a predicted model, not a curated record. Gene Ontology annotation, biological process: transmembrane transport. The coding region runs from base 219 to 1682 and encodes 487 amino acids. NCBI's taxonomy places the organism in Eukaryota, Metazoa, Arthropoda, Insecta, Lepidoptera, Nymphalidae.
UCAACUGUCAGUAGGUCUCCGGACUCCGAGGACCGAGUGCAUAGGACCGCGUCGAAAUAUAAUGUGAAUUAUAUUACAUGUGCGGUUUUUUGUUCCGGUUUUAGAAACGGAGAACAUUAAUCAACUUAGCAGUAGCAUAUUUCCUGCUUCAUGCUGUAAAGGAUACGGUGUAAGUUAUAUCCGGUAUUUGAAGUCAACUGAGGAACUCUUGAAUCACCAUGACGGAAACAAAAGUGAACCGGAAGCGAAGGUUAUCGCCAUUCUUCAGACAGAUGUUAGCAGUAAGCGGUGUGGUGAUGUACAUGAUAGGCACCGGCGCCAACAUCGCCUUCCCCGGAGUACUGCUGCAACAGCUGCGACAACCUGGAUCAGUGUUGAAACUUACCCUGGAACACGAGUCCUGGAUUGCCUCGAUCCUCGGCUUGGCGCUCAUUAGUGGUAUCUUAGUGGCACCAUUCAUGAUGCAGAGGCUGGGUCGUCGUCUUAGCAACAUGCUGAGCACUCUGCCCUCGCUGGCUGGUUGGGCUCUCAUGGUAGCGGCUAAGGAUCCCACCGCACUACUCAUCAGUCGUUCCUUGCAGGGUUUCGGUAUGGGAGUUCAGGCUGCAGCAGCUCCUAUAUCCAUCGCGGAGUAUUCUGCUCCAAGGCAUAGAGGUGCGUUCCUCGCUACGAUCGCGUUCUCCUUCGCCACAGGGAUGUUGAUCGCUCAUAUCUUCGGCACCAUUCUAUUCUGGCGUCAGGCCGCCCUGGCCUGUGGCAGUUUCUACGUUCUAUCGCUGAUUCUCAUAUCAUUGUCGCCGGAAACUCCACCGUAUUUGGCAUCCGUCGGCAAGUUUGAGGAAUGUCGCAAAACAUUCAGGUGGCUCAGAGGGAGUGACGACGAGUCGGAAAAAGAAUUAGAAGUAAUGCUCAACAGCCAGAAGAAGAAGACUAUCGUGUCACCGGAAGUCUCGAAGAUCAAAUACUACAUGAACAUUGUUAUGUCGCCGGGUUUUUACAAACCGACCGUUAUAAUGAUGUUCAUGUUCGUGUUGUUUCAAAUCUCCGGCAUGACGGUGGUGCCAUCGUACACUGUGCCAAUGAUGAACGAGGUCAGCGGCGGCCACAUAGAGUCCUACACCAGCAUGCUGAUGGUAGAUAUAGUGAGGUUCGCUACAGCCGUUCUAUCUUGUGUGGUCGUCAAUAAAUUUAAUCGACGAACCGUAUUGUUUUUUGGCAUAUAUGUCAGUGUGGUUUCAUUAUUAUUGACGUCGAUUCUAUUGUACGUGAGAGACUUCGGAUAUUUGCCCGAAAAGUAUAAAUGGAUUCCUGUGAUACCCACUCUGGUGUACAUAUUUGGUAAGACCAUAGGUAUUCUUCCUAUCCCCUGGGCCAUAGCCGGCGAGAUCUUCCCGUUGGCUUAUAGAUCUCUUGGCAGUGGCAUAUCUGGAAUGUUUCUCUCGCUUAUGUUCUUUGUCGUCGUUAAAACAGCACCAACCUCCUUCAGGCAGAUCGGCGUCAAGGGUACGUUCUGUCUUUAUGGCCUCUGUAUUGCUCUAUGUGGCGCAUUUCUCUACUACCUCUUGCCAGAAACGAAGGGCAAGACUUUGUAUGAGAUCGAAUGUCACUUCAAAGGUGUCAAGGACACAAAAGGUAAUGUCGAAGAAAAAGACAGAAUGCUAGAGAAGGUGGAAGAAGGUUGAGGAGAGAAAUAGGAGAAACAGGAAACGCCUUCCAACUACAAUGUUGGCCCCGUAGUUAAGACAUAGGAGAAUAAAAAAAUUGACGCUAAAUAUAUCAGACAAGAGAUAGUGUUCAUCAAUACUGUAACAGACUAUCUAGAUUCCAAAAUAUAGGAAAAUGUAUAUAAUUUUAAUAAACUACUCCCAAACAAA